This is a messenger RNA of Myxocyprinus asiaticus (Chinese sucker), 1558 nucleotides long. RefSeq names its product argininosuccinate synthase. Gene Ontology annotation, biological process: urea cycle; L-arginine biosynthetic process. NCBI's taxonomy places the organism in Eukaryota, Metazoa, Chordata, Actinopteri, Cypriniformes, Catostomidae. The transcript is spliced from 15 exons. The record is from RefSeq and is a predicted model, not a curated record. Gene Ontology annotation, molecular function: argininosuccinate synthase activity; ATP binding. Bases 173 to 1411 code for a protein of 412 amino acids. Gene Ontology annotation, cellular component: cytoplasm.
ACACGCCUCUGAAGCGGAGCGACAUCUGAUUGGCUCAUAUGUCUUUGAGUGGAGGCGCAGCAGUUGCGUGAUUUCCGAAAAGCGCUCGAGCUGAAAGCAGACAGACUGGAUCUGACAGCGGCUGUUGCAAAUACAUUAUUUCCUUGUGCGUUCAGUCCCCUAAAGAUCAGAGAUGUCUAAGGGCACAGUGGUCCUGGCAUACAGUGGUGGUUUGGACACUUCCUGUAUCCUGGUGUGGCUCAAGGAACAGGGUUAUGAUGUCAUCGCUUACCUGGCAAACAUUGGACAGGACGAGGACUUUGAUGCUGCCCGGAAGAAAGCAGAGAAACUUGGAGCAAAGAAGGUGUUUAUUGAAGACCUGCGUUGUGAAUUUGUGGAGGAGUUUAUCUGGCCGUCAGUGCAGGCUAAUGCCAUAUAUGAAGACCGUUAUCUGCUGGGCACGUCUAUCGCCCGACCGUGUAUCGCCCGCCGGCAGGUCCAGAUCGCCCAACAGGAAGGAGCUCAGUUUGUUUCACACGGGGCCACAGGAAAGGGCAAUGACCAAAUUCGGUUUGAGCUGACGUGUUAUGCUCUCUACCCUCAAGUGAAGAUCAUCGCUCCAUGGAGGAUUCCGGAAUUUUACAACCGCUUCCGUGGCAGAAAAGACCUGAUGGAGUACGCAGAGAAACAUGGUAUUCCUGUACCGGUCACUCCGAAAGCGCCAUGGAGUAUGGAUGCCAAUCUCAUGCACAUCAGCUAUGAGUCUGGAAUUCUGGAGAAUCCCAAGAAUCAUGCGCCUUCAGAUCUUUACCAGAUGACCAAGAACCCUGAAGAUUCACCUAAUGAACCAGACGUGCUGGAGAUCGAGUUCAUUAAAGGCGUGCCAGUGAAAGUGACUCACGUUAAAGAGGGAAAAUCCAAAAACACACCACUGGAGAUCUUCUCUUACCUCAAUGAGAUCGGUGGAAAACAUGGUGUCGGGAGAAUUGAUAUCGUGGAGAAUCGCUUCAUUGGAAUGAAAUCAAGAGGUAUCUAUGAGACUCCUGGAGGAACCGUCCUGUAUCACGCUCAUCUGGACAUUGAGACCUUCACAAUGGACCGGGAAGUGCGGAAAAUCAAACAGAAUCUCAGCGUCAAGUUCUCUGAGCUCAUUUAUAACGGUUUCUGGUACAGUCCUGAGUGUCAGUUUGUCCGUCACUGUAUUGAUAAGUCGCAGGAGAAUGUGGAAGGCCGCGUGCAGCUGUCUGUGUUCAAAGGUCACGUGUACAUCCUCGGCCGCGAGUCGCCUAAAUCACUUUACAACGAAGAACUUGUCAGUAUGGAUGUUCAAGGCGACUACGACCCAUGUGACGCCUCUGGAUUCAUCAAGAUCAACGCUGUCAGGCUGAGAGAACACAACCGCCUGCAGGGAGCCGCACAGAAGAAGCAAUGAACGAUUUCUACUGAUUCAUGUGUCUCAAAUCAUGAUUUUACACUGAUAGAGCGUCAAAUUAUUCAGAACAAACUAUCUAAACUGUUACAUGUAGCUGUGAUUUAAUUGGCUGUUAUAUCUCAUUAAACAGACUGCUUCUAAUUGUCA